Messenger RNA from Folsomia candida, 3562 nucleotides. RefSeq lists its product as uncharacterized. Bases 69 to 956 code for a protein of 295 amino acids. The transcript has 3 exons. The record is from RefSeq and is a predicted model, not a curated record. NCBI's taxonomy places the organism in Eukaryota, Metazoa, Arthropoda, Collembola, Entomobryomorpha, Isotomidae.
UCUACUUUUGUGUCCCCAACAUCUUCCACAUUCUCUUAAUUCUUCCUUGCCUAGUACUAAAACUAAAAAUGACGAAAUGUUUUUCAAUUCCAAAAUUCUUCACAAUUUCACUCUGGUUCACAAUCCCAUGGAAAGUUCACGCUAUAAAAGACCUGUCAAGUCUCACCGACUCUUCCCCAGUGGCUGACUCGUCCCCCAAAUUAUCCUCCGGAUGGUCAAACAACGCUACCCGCAUCAGACUAACCUUUUCCGCCGAUAUAGCCGUUUCCGUGAAAUAUACUUUCCCUCAUCCUGCCGAAGUAGUGGAAACAUUCAUUCCACGAAAUUUUAUACCAAGCUCAUUCUCCAACUAUGAGAAAUACCCGUCCACUGAUUCCAACAAUGAUUUGCCCCCUAACCAAACUCUUAAACGGAAAAGAUCUCCUCUUUCAGCAAUGGAAAUUAAACUUAUGCAGAUCAUAAUUCCAAUCCCGUACACAAACGUUGAACCAGAAGCGCUCGGAAUGGAGGGUCGAAACCUGAGAAAUCUUUACAUUUCGUUUGGAUAUGAUCCCCACGCUGGGCAGUAUUGGAUGCACAGGGUUUUCAUUCAGGGAAUGGUAUCAGAAUUUGGAGCAAAAUAUUUGGAGAUGAAACCCAACGGAACCAGACAGGCCAGAGCGGACGUGGGGAAGCAAUCUUACUGCACCGAAAUGGCCUGGUUUUUUGAACGACUUGAUUAUGGACGCUAUGUAGAGGUCAUUUUUAAAUCUCUUACUUUCCAACUGUUUCCGUAUAAUGAUGGGGCUGAAUUGAGUGGCGUUGUCUCACCUGUCGGAAGUGAAGAUGAAGUGGAUACGGAUGAGGACGACAGGUUAUCAGGCCUGCCAUUGCUGCUCAUCGCGGGUGGAAUUGUUGGAGUCCUGCUCGUUGGAUUUUUCUGUGUUCUGAUGAUUUGCAGGAUUCUAUUUGCAUAAUAAAGAAGUGGAAAAUUUGUUCAUUAUAAAAUUUGCUGAUACAAAACCGUGAUAACUGCAUACAUAUUUAUGUAUAAAUAAGAAUGGUUAUUGGAAAUCGUUUUAUAAAUAUUUUACGGUUUUGGGGAUUUGCAUUAUACGGUUGUUUUACCUGAUUUGUUAUGACAUGGUUAUGGCUCACGAUUAUUUUCUUUAAGAAAUAGUACGUCAUGUGUAUAUGUAUAACUUCAUACGUAUUUGCAUACCAACAAUAUGUGUGCAUUUGUGAGGACGAGAAAUUUCUGAUCUGUACAUAUUUACGUAUUAUGUCCCCGUUUACUUAUCUGUCUCAAAUUAUGGUCAAACUUCUCUUACAUACAUACAUAUCUAGUAACCAACAUUAUGUACUCACACAAUAUUUGCUUUACAAUCUCUCUGUAUUCGUAAAUAAGAUAUUCUUUGAUGCAUAUAAACAUGUUCCACAAUAACGGUCUUCAUUCAACCUUUUUGUCCGAUUCAUUGCACACAUUCUGUCAUAAUCAGAGCCCAUGGUUUAUAAAUUAUUACCGUUCUUAUAAAUAUGACAAAUUUUGCAAUGUAUCAAUUCUUCCUAAUUUCACUUUGGUUCUUAAUCCCAUGCAAAGUACAAGCUACGAUUAAACCGCUAAACCAGACUAACCUUUCUCCGGUGGAAGAUUUAUCACCCGAAUUAUCCGAAACCCGGGGAUGGUACAAUAACGCUACCCGCCUCAGAUUAAGCUUUUCGACCGAUAUUCUAAUUUCCGUGCAAGAUACUAACCGUAAUCCUAUCGAAGUAGCGGAGACUUUCAUUCCACGAGACUUUAUACCCAGCUCAUUCGACAACUAUCGCAAAUAGAAAAGAUCACCGGGUACAGACGACGGGAAAAUUAAACUCAUGCAGAUCAUAAUUCGAAUCCCGUACACAAACAUUGACCCACAAGCGUACGGGAAGGAGAGUCAGAACCAGAGAAAUCUUCACAUUUCGUUUGGACACGAUCCGAAAGCUGGACAGUAUUGGAUGCAUAGGGUCUCCAUUCAAGGAAUGGUGCCAGAAUUUGGAGCAAUAUAUUUCGAGAUGGCACCAGAAGGAUCUCGACCAGCCAGGGCGGACGUAGGCAGCCCAUCACAUUACAAUGAAAUGUAGUAGUAGUAGUAGUUUAUUCAUUCAUAGAUUGAUAUGGCGGCGGCCUUUACAAUCAUAAAUUAUAUAAAAUAAAUUACAUAUGUAUGUAUGGUCUUGAUCUAUGGGCGUACAAACGUUAAUAGCUAGGUUAAGAACUAGAGAGCUAAAAUUUUACAAUUAACAAGAUUCAUUCCUUGUUUCAAUUAUGCAUUUGAAAAACAAAUAUACACUUAACAUUGUUUCAGAGCUUGGGUUCGAUAGAAAGUUUACACAGUCAUCUUCAUUAAUAAAUACUUUCCCCAGGUAUUUAGUUCUUAAAUAAUUGUAUUUUGGGCAUAAGAAUAGUACAUGGAAAGUAUCCUCCUCCUUCUCACAAUCACACCGUUUACAAUGGGUCAUCUAUUUUAUUAUAAAAGUACUCUAAUUUUGCGAAUUUUAUAUUUAAUUUACCACAUAUAAUUUGGGAUACAUUUGCUCGACAUUGGAUGAAGCAUCUUACUAUAGGCCACGCUAAGUCAUAAUUCAUAAAAUCAAAUUGUUUAAUAUGUGUACAUAUCUUAUUAUAAUAUGACAUUUCUUUACUUUGUUGCAUAGAUUUUAUAUCAUGCUUUACAGAUUCACUACAGAUUAGACCUAUUGAUGCAUUUAUUUUAAUAUAUUUUUGCAUACAUUUAUCCAGAUUAUAGCUUUCAGGUAAAUUACAUAACAAAUCCUCACUCUUCCAUCUUAUCAUUAAAUUGCUAAAAUUAUCAUACCAGUUUGAUUUAAUACCUGACUUGGGUUUAGAAGAUUUUUGUUUUAGUGAUUCGUAGCACUGUCUGAUAAGAGAGGAGUGAGGUGAAAAGAUGAUCUUCUCCCAGAAUUUUAAAGUAUUUUUUACUACAUUUAUCUCGAUUGACAUUACAUUAGCUUCUAACCGUAAGAACCAUGAUGGUGUUUUCUGUGGUACAUAAAAAAUAUUUCUCAAAAAUUUAUUUUGGAAUAUACAGAGCUGUUGCAGAACGUCCAUUACAAUGAAAUGGCGUGGCUUCUCGACCGACGUGCGAACGGACGCGUUGUAGAAGUCAUUUUUAAGUCUCUUAGUUUUCAACUGUUUCCAUAUAAUAUAACUUCUGAAGAAAUGAGUGACAUAACGUUAAACCCCACUGCACCUGAAGAUGAAGUCUAUCUGGACAAGGACUGGAAGUUAUCUUUACCCUCCAUGCUCCUCGUCGUUGUUAGGACCGUGGGAAUCCUGCUUGCUGGAGUCUUUGGUUUCCUCGCCGUUUACAAGAUUCGAUACGGUAAUUCGAAAUCGAAAAACGUGUUUGUUACAAAAUAUGCUGAUAACCGUGUUAACUACAUAUAAAUAAAUCAAUGCAUGAUACAUAUGUACGUAUGAAUUGAUUUAUGAUAUGAAUUUAUCGUUUAGCCGUUUUUUAAAUGUAAAAUGUAAACUAUACAUGCUCUGCGAAUAAAAUUUAAACUCCAAUGCAUAAAUAUA